AUGGAUGAAUCAGCAGAACAUCAUGAUUUACUGAAAAAAUCCAAACUUUCUGGGGACGAACCAGAAUUCUGUCAAUUCACAGAUGAUUUGAUCAGCAAUUUGCCUGAUGCAAUUCUCUGUCACAUUCUGUCAUUUCUCGCCACAAAAGAAGCUGCGGCCACCUCUGUUCUGUCAUCGAAAUGGACAAAUCUGUUCCUUUUGAUCCCAAAUCCUGAAUUGGACUUUGAUGAUUCCUCACUUCAGCGUCAUCCCAAAGGAAGAAUCAAUCCUGUCAAUGAAAUUUAUUUCCCUGUCCAUGAUUCUGAGCCAGAGGAAGUGAAGGAAAGCAGUUUCAUAGAUUUCGUUGGUGGGGUCUUGAAGAGGUUUCUACAAAACAGCUCUACUAUUUCUGAAUUCAAACUCAGAUGUCAGAAAAGGUACGCAGACAAAUGCAUCAUUUCAUGGCUUCGUUCUGCUGUAAUGCUUAAGGUCCAAACCGUUUACCUCUGCGCCCCAAUCAGAAAUUCUAGGAAAGUGAUGAAUUGUCUUAAUGGCUGCACCAGCUUAGUUGAGUUGUAUUUGGUCCAAAAAGGUUUUAAGAUCUCGAAGAAUCCGGGUCUCAAAAUUCCCAGUCCGAAAAAAUUAAAGCUUGAUCACAUUGUCUUUAGUAAUGAUGAAUCCGCGGAACAGCUCUUUCGAGGAUGCCCUGUUCUCGAAAACUUGGUUUUGCGUUUUUGUGACCUCCUUAAUGUACGAAACUUCCGUGUUGGAAUCCCUUCCCUGAAGACUCUAACCAUUGUGUGCUGUCACAUACUCUGUGAUUUGAAGAUUAUCAUUGACGCACCAAAGCUCGAGAUUUUGUUCUACCAAGGCUCCCUCGUUGAGAGUUUCUCUUUCACGAACAAGUUAGAUCACAUCGUUAGCUUAUCAUUACAUCUUGUAGUGAUCAAAGACUCGCAAGGUGUAGAUGAAGAGUUGUACGAUUGGUUUUAUGGUGUUGUGAAGUUACCUCGUCUUAUUAAUCCCUGCUCCGGAGUCAAGGUUUUGAAUUUAGGAGAGUUUACUAUCGAGGUAAGAUUCAUUGGAUUUCUGCCAUGUUCUAAUUUUUUUUUUUUCUAA
Messenger RNA from Oldenlandia corymbosa var. corymbosa, 1098 nucleotides. The record is from the annotation of a GenBank genome assembly. NCBI's taxonomy places the organism in Eukaryota, Viridiplantae, Streptophyta, Magnoliopsida, Gentianales, Rubiaceae.